This is a messenger RNA of Carica papaya (papaya), 1852 nucleotides long. Its product is annotated as uridine kinase-like protein 5. Gene Ontology annotation, molecular function: kinase activity; ATP binding. Lineage: Eukaryota; Viridiplantae; Streptophyta; Magnoliopsida; Brassicales; Caricaceae. The record is from RefSeq and is a predicted model, not a curated record.
CUCCCAUAUUCAUCAGCCCCCUGAAAAUCUUACUCAAUCUUCCAGUUGCGUAUAGAUAAUAAAAUCGAGAAACCGUUUUUGUUAAAUUAUUCAGGAAUUUACCAUUUCCAAUUUAUCUUCUGUUUUCUCAAUUUUUCCGAGAAAUUUUAAAGAGUGUAUAUAUACAUAUGUAUAGGAGUAUAUUUUUAACCUGGAGUCGGUAUCUGUGGAUGAUCUGAUGAAGAUGGAGUCCCAAAUGGUGAGUGAAUUGACUAAUGGCGUCCAAAAUCACUUAUCUCUGCAAUCUGUUCCUGGAAAGCAACCUUUUAUUAUUGGUGUUGCUGGAGGAACUGCGUCUGGCAAAACGACUGUGUGCAACAUGAUUAUUUCCCAGCUCCAUGAUCAGCGUGUUGUUCUUGUAAAUCAAGAUUCGUUUUACCACUCUCUCAGUGAAGAGAAGCUGAAAAAUGUUCAUGAAUACAACUUCGACCAUCCUGAUGCCUUCAAUACAGAGCUCUUGCUUUCAUGUAUGGAGAUUUUAAGACAUGGAGAGGCAGUUAAGAUCCCGGAUUAUGAUUUCAAGACUCAUAAAAGCUCUCCAUCGGUAUAUAAGGUUAAUCCUGCUGAUGUAAUCAUUUUAGAAGGCAUACUUGUCCUUCAUGAUUCUCGCGUCCGUGACCUCAUGAACAUGAAGAUCUUUGUUGACACAGAUUCUGAUGUUCGUCUUGCACGGAGAAUUCAACGUGAUACUGUCGAGAGAGGGAGAAAUAUCCAAAAUGUGCUUGACCAAUAUGCUAAAUUUGUCAAGCCCAGUUUCGAUGAAUUCGUACUGCCAUCGAAAAAAUAUGCAGAUAUCAUCAUCCCAAGAGGAGGAGAUAAUGAUGUCGCAAUAGACUUGAUAGUACAGCAUAUCCGACUGAAGCUUGGCCAGCACGAUCUGUGUAAAAUAUAUCCAAACAUAUUUGUUAUACACUCAACAUUUCAGAUUAGGGGUAUGCACACCCUGAUUCGUGAUGUCAAUGCAACGAAGCAUGACUUUGUAUUCUAUGCAGACCGAUUGAUUCGUUUGGUGGUAGAGCAUGGUCUAGGACACCUUCCUUUCACAGAAAAACAGAUAAAUACUCCAACAGGGAGUGUGUAUACUGGAGUUGUCUUCUGCAGAAGGUUAUGCGGAGUGUCAAUCAUUAGAAGUGGAGAAAGCAUGGAGAAUGCAUUAAGAGCAUGUUGUAAGGGAAUCAAACUAGGUAAAAUCCUUAUUCAUAGAGAGGGCAAUACUGGUCGGCAGUUGAUAUAUGAGAAGCUACCUGCAGAUAUUGCUAGCCGUCACGUGCUAUUGCUUGAUCCAGUUCUAGCUUCAGGAAACUCGGCGGUCAAAGCUAUAUCUUUGCUUAUCAGUAAAGGAGUUCCCCAACAAAACAUCAUCUUUCUUAAUCUUAUUGCUGCACCUCAAGGAAUUCGUGCUGUCUGUAAAAAGUUUCCAAAGCUGAAAAUCGUGACAUCUGAGAUUGACGCGUCGUUGAAUGAGGACUUGUGUGUGAUUCCAGGCAUGGGAGAGUUUGCAGAUAGGUACUUUGGCACAGAUGAAGAAACUGUUUUGAGACCUCAGGACAGAUUGCAGACUCAGAGAUGAGAUACAAUACUUCCCCAUUUCAAUCUCGUUCCAAAUUUUACAAUUCAAACACACAAUAUGAUUUGUUGGUGCUCAAUGGAAGACCUUUCCGUUACCUGCUUAUUUAUUCUGGAAUAAUGCUGGCGAAUGACUAGGGACUGGAAAUUUCAUUUAACAUAGAAAUAUACUUGCUCGUGUGCCUCUUAUCAUAGAACAACCAAUUAAAAAAUAUACAUAUAGGAAGUUGUAAUUAUUAAAAUUAGA